AUGGAAACUUUAAUUGAGAAAAAAAAUUGCUUACAACCAUACUAAGAAUUGACCAUUUGCAUAAAGCAAGCUGCAUAACAAUCAAACCCCAAUAAAAGACCAUCAUAUACAUCUAUCUGUUAACAAUCAUUUUAGAAAUUGGGUUAGUGUGUUGUAAAAGAGGAGAAAUGA
Paramecium tetraurelia is the source of this 171-nucleotide messenger RNA. RefSeq lists its product as uncharacterized. The record is from RefSeq and is a predicted model, not a curated record. The transcript has 2 exons. NCBI's taxonomy places the organism in Eukaryota, Ciliophora, Oligohymenophorea, Peniculida, Parameciidae.